AGAGGAGGGCGGAUUCUUCUUCUUCCUCCCCAAAUUUUCAAAAGAAAUUAAAAAAUCGGGGGCGUAACCUAACCCUAGCGGAAAGGAGAGGAAAGGAGUGGAGAGGAGCCGCCGCGAUGGCGGAGGAGGCGGAGGGGAUGGACCGGUUCGACAUGGACGGGGACUUCGAGGGCGGGCAGUUCGGCCGCGACGGGGAGUUCUACUACCGGAGCCGGAGGGAGCGGGCGCCGCAGACCCGCGACGACGCCAUCUACGGGGUGUUCGCGGAGGGCGACUCCGACUACGACUCGGAGGACGACGACGGGUCCCGACGCCGCGGCCGCCGGAAGCGCCGCAGGGACGGCGGCGGGGAGCCGGACCUCACCAAGCCCGUCCAGUUCGUAUCCACCGGCAAGUUCAUGCCCACCCAGGAGCCGGAGGCCGAGCCUGACAAGAGGCCGGGGCUCGGGCGCGCCGCCGCGGCUGCUGCCAAGGAGGAGGAGGCGGAGGAGGAGGAGCAGGACGACGAGGGGGAUACCGAGAUGCUGCCGACGAUGUUCGGCAGGAUCAGGGAGGGCGCCCGUGCGAGGCGGGAGGAGAAGGAGCGGGAGCGCGAGAAGGCGGCGCGCCGGCGCCAGGCUGCCGGGAUGGGGGCGGGGGAGCCAGCGGCAGCCCUUGGGAGCCUGGAGGCUAAUUCCAAGGUGGCCAAGAUGAUGGCCAUGAUGGGGUACAAGAAAGGAAUGGGCCUUGGAAAGAACGAGCAGGGGAUCACAGCGCCGGUGGAGACCACUUUGCGACCCAAGAACGCUGGCCUGGGGAGUGUGGAGGGUUUCAAGGAACCCAAGCCUAUGACGUCUAAGGAAAACUUGCCGGUCCCGGCUCCUCCGCCGACAUCAGGGAAGAAGGAGAAGCGUUGGUCCAAGAAGGCUAGCACAAAGAAAGCUCCAGUCUUGACGAAGAAUGAGCUCCUGGCCAUGCGUGCCGAGCAGGAACAGGAGGAGGAGCCUGCAGUUGUCCAGAAGGUGAUUGACAUGCGAGGGCCCCAGGCGCGGGUGCUGACGGACUUGAAGGGGCUCAAUGAAGAACAAGAGAUGGAGGCGAAUGAUGUGCCAAUGCCGGAGCUGCAGUACAAUGUGCGCCUGCUUGUUGAUGAGGCUAAGGCUGAUGUUCUGAGGUUGCAUGGGCAGCUGCGAAGGGAGCAGGAGAAGGUGGCUAGCCUGGUGCGGGAGAAGGAAAACGUGGCCAAGCAGGAGGCAUUGCAGAAACACCAGCUGCAGGUGAUGGAGAGAAUUGCAGAGACACUAGAGCGGGUCCGUGUGGAUGAUACAGCUGGCAUGCUCACUCUGGAUGGAUUGCUUCAGACAUUCCAUGGCUUGAAGGUGCAGUUUGAGGAGGAGUUCAAGAUGUGCAGCAUUGCAUGGAUUGCUUGCAGAUAUGCCCAUCCACUGCUAAUCCGGAUCUUCCAGGGAUGGCAGCCUCUUCAGGAUCCGAAGUUUGGGUUAGAUGUCAUGAAAAAGUGGAAGGACCUGCUGCAGGGGGACCAACCAUAUGACUUCUCAGAUGGUUCUGCAUCAAUGACACCAUAUGUGCAGCUUGUUAGUGAAGUCAUCCUGCCGGCUGUGAGGAUAUCAGGAACCAAUUCAUGGGAGGCUAGGGAACCGGAACCAAUGCUCAACUUUCUUGAGUUAUGGGAUAAUAAGAAAUUGCUUCCUCCUGUUUUGCUUCAAUCAAUACUAGAGCAUGUGAUAAUGCCAAAGCUCUCAGCUGCUGUGGAUUCAUGGGACCCUCGCAGGGAGAGUGUACCGAUCCAUGUCUGGGUACACCCAUGGUUGCCAAUGCUAAGAGAAAGGAUAGAGACCUUGUGCCAUUCUAUUCGAUACAAGCUGAGCACUGUCCUCCACGUAUGGCAAGCACAUGAUGCUUCGGCAUAUGCUGUGCUGUCCCCGUGGAAGGAUGUGUUUGAUUCGGCAAGCUGGGAAGACCUGAUUGUGCGGUAUAUCAUUCCUAAACUGAGAUUGGCACUGCAAGAGUUUCAGAUCAACCCAGCAAACCAGAAACUUGAUCAAUUCAACUGGGUGAUGUUGUGGGCAUCUGCAAUCCCAGUACACCUCAUGGUCCAUAUGUUGGAGGUUGAUUUCUUCAGUAAGUGGCAACAGGUCCUAUACCAUUGGUUGUGCUCACCAAAUCCUGAUUUCAAUGAGAUAAUGAACUGGUAUAAGGGCUGGAAGGGCCUUUUCCCACCAGAGUUACUUGCCAAUGAGCGCAUACGGAUGCUUCUAACCGCUGGUCUUGACAUGAUGAACCAAGCUGCUGAAGGACUGGAGGUGGUGCAACCUGGGGCUAGGGAGAAUGUGGGUUACUUGAGAGCAACUGAGAAACGACAAUUUGAUGCAGCACAGCAGGCUUACCAUGCUGCACCAGGGGCAGCCAUGGCGGAUUUGAGCUUCAAGGAGUCUAUCCAGGCCUAUGCAAUGGAGCAAGGGCUGCUGUUUAUGCCUAGAGUUGGCAAGUUCUACAAUGGCAUGCCGGUGUAUGAGUUUGGCACCGUUAGUAUUUGCAUAGACUCUGUGAAGCGACUAUUGUAUGCACAACUUCAAGAGGGAAUUGAGAGAUGGAGUGCUGUAACUCUUACACAAUUGAUGGAAAUGAACCGAAUGGGAAGAUCACGCUAAUAGAUCACCUAGGCUUAGAGUUUCAAUUCACUUUUGUUACCUGUUGUAUAAAACUCUUAAAUGAUGUCAAUGCAUUAGCUUUUUUGAGCUUUCACUCUGUUAAAGAACAAAGGGUUUAUGGGCAUGAUAAUUGUUGUA
Molecule: messenger RNA, 2789 nt
Organism: Panicum hallii
Lineage: Eukaryota; Viridiplantae; Streptophyta; Magnoliopsida; Poales; Poaceae
Product: septin and tuftelin-interacting protein 1 homolog 1
Exons: 1
Coding region: 117-2651 (844 amino acids)
Biological process (GO): spliceosomal complex disassembly
Cellular component (GO): U2-type post-mRNA release spliceosomal complex
Molecular function (GO): nucleic acid binding
Source: RefSeq, a predicted model, not a curated record